AUGACGUUCAGUCUGAAUAUUAUUCUGUUCCUAGCCUUGCAUCUCUUGCCUGGGGUAAAAAGCUCAAUGGUGAAUUUUAACGGCAAUGGAUAUGAUGGCAUUGUCAUUGCAAUUAAUCCCAGUGUGCCAGAAGAUGAAAAACUCAUUCAAAAUAUAAAGGAAAUGGUAACUGAAGCUUCUACUUACCUGUUUCAUGCCACCAAACGAAGAGCUUAUUUCAGGACUGUAAGCAUUUUAAUUCCAAUGACCUGGAAGUCAAAAUCUGAGUACUUAAUGCCAAAGCAAGAAUCAUAUGACCAGGCAGAUGUCAUAGUUGCUACUCCUUACCUAAAAUAUGGAGAUGAUCCUUAUACACUUCAAUAUGGACAAUGUGGAGAUAAAGGACAAUAUAUACAUUUCACUCCAAACUUCCUGUUGGCUAAUAAUUUGCCCAUCUAUGGGCCCCGAGGCAGAGUAUUUGUCCAUGAAUGGGCUCAUCUCCGGUGGGGAGUGUUCGAUGAGUAUAAUGAGGACCGGCCAUUCUAUAUUUCCAGAAGGAACACUGUUGAAGCAACAAGAUGUUCCAGUCAUAUUUCUGGUAAGGAGUUGGUCCAUGAUUGCAAGGGGGAUAGCUGUAUAAAUAGGCCAUGCAGACGUGACUCCAAGACGGGGCUGUAUGAAGCAAGAUGUAGUUUUAUCCCAGAAAAAUCCCAGACUGCAAGGGAAUCCAUAAUGUAUAUGCAACAUUUCGAAUCUGUGACUGAAUUUUGUACUGCAGAAACACACAAUAAAGAAGCCCCAAACCUACACAACAAAAUGUGUGAUCGCAAAAGCACAUGGGAUGUAAUUAUGGGCUCUGAUGAUUUUCGGAAUGUAUCUCCCAUGACAGGAAGGAAUCCACCACCUCAUCCUACAUUUUCAUUGCUCAGGUCCAAACCACGAGUCGUGUGUUUGGUACUUGAUAAAUCUGGAAGCAUGGCUUCAGAAGACCGUCUCUUUCGAAUGAAUCAAGCAGCAGAACUAUACUUGAUUCAAAUUAUUGAAAAGGGAUCUUUGGUUGGGAUGGUCACAUUUGAUAGUUAUGCUCAAAUCCAAAAUAAUCUAAUAAAAAUCACUAAUGAUACCUCUUACCAAGAUAUCACUGCAAACCUGCCUCAAGCAGCAAAUGGUGGAACUUCAAUUUGCAGUGGACUCAAAGCAGGAUUUCAGGUAAUUUCCCAGAGUAACCAGCAUACUUCUGGUUCUGAAAUCAUAUUGCUAACAGAUGGGGAAGAUAACACAAUAAGUUCAUGCUUUGAGGAGGUAAAACAAAGUGGUGCAAUCAUCCACACCAUUGCUCUGGGACCUUCUGCUGACAAAGAACUGGAGACCCUGUCAAAUAUGACAGGAGGAUAUCGUUUUUAUGCCCAUAAAGACAUCAGUGGUCUUAUUGAUGCUUUCAGUAGAAUUUCAUCUAGCAGUGGCAAUAUCUCUCAACAGGCACUUCAGUUGGAAAGUAAAGCAUUGAAUAUUCCAGGGAAGAAAUGGAUAAAUGGUACAGUGCCUGUGGAUAGUACAAUUGGAAAUGAUACUUUCUUUGUCAUCACAUGGACUGUACAAAGGCCAGAAAUUCUUCUUCAAGAUCCAAAAGGAAAAAAAUAUCAUACCUCAGAUUUCAAAGAAGACACACUAAAUAUUCGGUCUGCCCGUCUUCAAAUACCAGGUAUUGCAGAGACAGGCACUUGGACUUACAGCCUUCAAAAUACGCAUGCCAACCCUCAGUUGCUGACAGUGACAAUGACCACUCGAGCAAGAAGCCCUACCACUCUCCCCGUAAUUGCAACUGCUCACAUGAGUCAAAACACAGCUCACUAUCCUAGCCCGAUGAUUGUUUAUGCACGAGUCAGUCAAGGGUUUUUACCAGUUCUGGGAAUCAAUGUAAUAGCCACUAUUGAAACCGAAGAUGGACAUCAAGUAAUGUUGGAGCUCUUGGACAACGGUGCCGGUGCUGACACUGUCAAGAAUGAUGGUAUCUACUCAAGGUAUUUUACAGAUUACCGUGGGAAUGGUAGAUACAGCUUAAAAGUGCAUGCCCAAGCAAGAAAAAACACAGCUAGACUAAGUUUAAGACGGCAGCAAAAAGCUCUGUAUUUACCAGGCUAUGUUGAAAAUGGUACAAUUAUCCUGAACCCUCCCAAACCUGAAGUCAACGUGGCAGUAGCUAAAGUAGAAGACUUCAGCAGACUGACCUCUGGAGGUUCGUUUACCGUAUCAGGAGCGCCUCCUGGUGGUAAUCAUACUCACGUGUUCCCACCUGGUAGAAUUACAGACCUUGAGGCAGCGUUUAAAGGAGAGUAUAUUCAACUUUCAUGGACUGCCCCUGGCAAGGUCCUUGACAAAGGAAGAGUUGACAGCUACAUUAUAAGAAUAAGUGAGUGCUUCCUGGACCUCCAAGAAGAUUUUGAUCAUGCCGCUUUAGUAAAUACUUCUGGUCUGAUACCUAAGGAGGCUGGGUCAACAGAACAUUUUGAAUUUAAACCAGAACUUUCUAAAAUAAAAAAUGGCACCAACUUCUAUAUCGCGAUUCAAACCAUGCAUGAUGCCAACCUCACAUCAAAGGUUUCUAACAUUGCACAAGCAACCAAGUUCAUUACUUCAAAUGGACCCAGCAUCCCUGAUCUGGGUACCAAUAUUUCUUCAAUCAGUUUGGCAAUGUUUGGAUUAACUGUAAUUUUAUCCAUAUUUUAA
Molecule: messenger RNA, 2706 nt
Organism: Carlito syrichta (Philippine tarsier)
Lineage: Eukaryota; Metazoa; Chordata; Mammalia; Primates; Tarsiidae
Product: epithelial chloride channel protein-like
Exons: 14
Coding region: 1-2706 (901 amino acids)
Biological process (GO): chloride transport
Molecular function (GO): intracellularly calcium-gated chloride channel activity
Source: RefSeq, a predicted model, not a curated record